Molecule: messenger RNA, 677 nt
Organism: Vanessa tameamea
Lineage: Eukaryota; Metazoa; Arthropoda; Insecta; Lepidoptera; Nymphalidae
Product: circadian clock-controlled protein daywake-like
Exons: 5
Coding region: 45-677 (210 amino acids)
Source: RefSeq, a predicted model, not a curated record
AGUAAUUGAGCAGUUGUGAGUUGAAUCGGAACCCUACGUUCAAUAUGAGGGCUUUUGUUUGCACGCUAAUCUUUGUUAUUCAAAUUGCGUUGAGCUAUGGAUCAUUGCCAUUGAUUCAAUAUAAAUGUUGGACAUGGGACUCUGCUUGUCUGACGGCGCGUGCGCAGGCUAUAACACCAAUUUUUACAGCAGGUUUUCAUGAAAUAGGCACAGAGCGAUUAGAUCCUAUGUUCAUUGACGCAGUUAAUGUUAAAGAUCAAGCAGGUCUCAAAUUUGAUAUGCAAAAUGUGUAUAUCGAAGGUUUUAAAACAGCAACGAUUGACAACGUCAGUAUUGACAUGAAUUCACGUAUAAUGCGACUGGUCUUCCAUGCAGAUUUGUCAAUAAAGAGUUCGUAUACGGCUAGUGGAUAUUUAUUUUCCUUGCCUAUUUUUGGACACGGAGAUUUUUCAAUGAGAUACGAUAAUGUUCUAACUGAAAUGGUCAUACCUUUCGACAUAAUAAAGGACACACAAGGCAAAAAUAUCAUUAACCUAAAGGUAUACAAGUACUGGUUUGACGUGAGAGGCGGUGGUCAAUUUCAUUUGGGUAAUCUUUACAACAACGACACGAUAUCAAGUAAGAUAUUAAACAAUAUAUUAGAUAAAAACGUAGUACAAGAUAGUAUUAAAGUGUGA